AGCUGUCCCUCGGCAGCCACCGUAGAAGCGCCGGAGGACUAAUGGGAGUGUUUUGUCUCUCUGCAGCUUCCGUAGUCCACAGGCAAAGAUGGCGGAGUAUUCCUGUGUCAAGAAAACGAAGCUGGUUCUUAAGGGGACGAAAUCGAAAAGCAAGAAAAAAAGCAAAGAUAAGAAAAGGAAAAGAGAAGAUAAUGUUGAGGAUCAGCUUGACAUUGUUGAAGGCUGGUGGAAGGUAACAAACUUUGGUGAAAUCACAGGAACUGUAGCCAUAGAAAUGGGUCUUGGAACAUACAUCAGUGCUCUUGACAAUGGCCUGUUUACUCUUGGGGCUCCUCAUAAAGAUGAAGGCCCUAGCCCACCUGAACAAUUUACUGCUGUCAAGCUGUCAGAUACAAGGUAAUUGCUUUCCUUGGCUUUAAAUUACUUUUGAGUUAAUUGUGCUUUCAUAGAUUUUGAUAUAAAAUAAUGUCUGAGAUGGGUUAUCUCUUCCCAGAUCUCCUAGCUUAGAAACAAUAUUAUGCAUGUGUGUGCCUGUCAACUUAUGGCAACCCC
Messenger RNA from Sceloporus undulatus (fence lizard), 552 nucleotides. RefSeq names its product protein FRG1-like. Gene Ontology annotation, molecular function: actin filament binding. The record is from RefSeq and is a predicted model, not a curated record. The transcript is spliced from 4 exons. The coding region runs from base 89 to 400 and encodes 103 amino acids. NCBI's taxonomy places the organism in Eukaryota, Metazoa, Chordata, Lepidosauria, Squamata, Phrynosomatidae. Gene Ontology annotation, cellular component: nucleolus; striated muscle dense body; catalytic step 2 spliceosome.